AUGUUGAGUGAGCUUCACAACACGAACGCAAUCAAUUAUUGGCUCACUGAAUGGACACGUUCUGGUGCACCUAUCCCGAAAGAAGUAGUGACUGGUGCUUCUAGGGCUCUUUUAUCAGCAACUAUUCGAGCCUUCACUACCUGCAAAUCAAUCGGAGAAUAUGCAGAUAGUUUAUGGCAGAAACCAUCUGCAUGUUACAUCCGGAUAGAUGUGGCUCAUUUUAUCAAAAUAUACGCAUCUUUGGUGAAGGACUUGCCUAGGCGCGUCCCAGUUUUCCAUUUAGGAUCCAUAGGUCAACUCAUCCUGUCUAAAUCAUUGAAGGAGGCUGAAAAGAUCUUGGGAUCCAUCUUGCUGGUAUCUCAAUGUAAGACUGAGGGAUACUUACCAUCUGGAGAACCUUGCAAAUCAGAGGCAGCAAAAUAUUCCUUGAAAGAAAUCAUCACAAGCUCAGAAGUUAUGAAGUUAACGGAAAUACCAGUUUACUUCAAGAAUCCCUUAAACGAUAAGGAGCACUACCAGCUGGUAGGACUUGUGAACUAUACUCCACCUCCACCCAAGAGAAAGUCUUCACAAAAUCAAGGAAUCGGCCAUUCAACAGCCUACUGCCUUCGAGGGGGUUAUCAGUGGGUGGAGUAUGAUGAUUCAAAGAAGAAUGAAAGGAAUAAAAAAUCCAAUGUAUUUGUGCAACCAGUUCUCCUGGUAUUUGUUAGAAAUAAAAUAUAA
Molecule: messenger RNA, 723 nt
Organism: Phaedon cochleariae (mustard beetle)
Lineage: Eukaryota; Metazoa; Arthropoda; Insecta; Coleoptera; Chrysomelidae
Source: the annotation of a GenBank genome assembly